Molecule: messenger RNA, 618 nt
Organism: Cuscuta europaea
Lineage: Eukaryota; Viridiplantae; Streptophyta; Magnoliopsida; Solanales; Convolvulaceae
Source: the annotation of a GenBank genome assembly
AAGCACUAAGACAGGGCAUUAGUAUGUUAAAGGUGAUUUUGAUGUUAAUUUGGCAGUAAUUUGGAAGGUUAGGUGAGAGUAGGACAAUGUUGAUAUGGUUUGCAUUAAGGUUUACACAAAGCACCACACUUUAAACAUACAGGUAUACACAUGGGACACAACCCCGGUAGCAAAUGUUUUAUCUAGACUGAUGGAUAAGCUAGGAGUGUACAAUGAGCGAAGUGAGGGGCCUAUGGGGGAUGACUUCUUGCAGAUACAUAUGGUGAAAGAAUGCCCACAACAAAAUGAUAGUGACAGUUGUGGGAUGUUUGUGAUGAAGAUGACCGAGUAUCUAUUGAUGAGCAAGGAUGUGGAGUACGUGAGGCCUGAAGAUAUUAAUUCUUACCGCAUCAAGAUGACGACAGAGCUACUAGCUCAUUUUGGUGUAACAGGAGCGUAACCUUAAGAAAUUAAUGCCUUUGUUUUUUUUUUUAAUUUUGAGAUUUGGGUAUUAAGAGUUACGACAAGUGGAGAUAAUACAUUGCAGUAUAGAUUGGAUUCUGAAUGUUGGUUUUUUGAGAAAAUUUAUGUUUUACGUUGAUUUUUUUAUUUUAUUGUUUUGGUAUGUGUUGUAGUAGA